This is a messenger RNA of Paramuricea clavata, 360 nucleotides long. Lineage: Eukaryota; Metazoa; Cnidaria; Anthozoa; Malacalcyonacea; Plexauridae. The record is from the annotation of a GenBank genome assembly.
AGGAAAAGUCUAGAAAAAAGGUUAUCAGCAGCUCAGAGAGAUCAGAAACUUAUUGAAGCUGCUAAAGAAGAUACAGCCAUGCGAAAAGACAUGCUUGAAUGCUUCAAGGAUUCGUCAACAACUACGGCUCAUUCAAUGGAAAAUAUGUCUUCCACACUUAAAGAAAUGUCCCAAGGUAUGACUCAAGCUAUGGUGCUACUGGCAAAUGCUUUUAACCGACCACGACAACCUGCCCAGCAUCACCCAGGAUUUAUGCCUUAUCAUUUCAAUCAGCCAAUAUCUUUUGGUAGUGGACAUAAUCAACCUGUUUCCUAUCCAAUUCCAGAUGACCAAGAAAAUCCCUUAUUUGAAUUAAAUUAA